UAAUUUUCUUGCUCGUAGUUCUAAUCCAUAAAAAUAAAAGUAUUAUGCAAAUUAUUAUAUAAAAUUUUACAUAAAUUAAAUGAAAUUAUGAUAAAAAUUCGUACAUAGUCAACUUCUAUUUUCAUUCGAAGCUUUGCAUCUGAUUGUUCACAGUCUCGUUUAAAAACAUAAGCUGUUUCUAAACGUAAUUUACACGAAGAACAUAAUAAAUCAGGCAAACAAAAAUUAAAAAUUAUGUCUGAAGCAGUAGAAAAUGGUGAAGCAGACAAAUCUAAAAAAAGUACAAUUGACGACAAUCAAUCAGUGAAUAGUUUUAAAAGUUCAUAUUCGGCAAGGAGUAAAAUCAGUCAUUUAAAACGACCAAACGUAACAUCUGCAUUUCAUCGACAAACCAAAGAAGAGGAAUGUGCUUUAAUAACACCAUCAUUUAUUAAAGAGGCUCAGAAAACUGGAAUUAUUAAACUAGUUGCACGUGGAAUUCAUUCUGUUCCAGAGAAGAUAUGGAAAAUACAAGAACUUCAAGUUGCCAAUACAGAGGAUCAAUAUCGAUUUGACAGAAAACAAGAUUUAUCAUGGUGGAAUCAAACACCAGUUUUUCAUUUAGAUUUAAGUUCAAAUACAAUUUCUGAAAUUUCUAAGGAUAUUCAACUUCUUGAGGAUUUGGUUUACUUAAAUUUACAUGAUAAUUGUUUAACUAAGUUACCCGAGGAAAUAGGAAAUUUAUCUAAAUUGGCGAAACUUGAUCUUAGUCGUAAUAAAAUAGCUGUUUUUCCAAUCCCAUUAUGUAAGCUAGUGGAAUUAACAACUUUAAAUAUGUCUCAUAAUCAUUUAACACAUUUACAUCAAAAUUUUACCGAUUUAAUUAUGUUGGAAUUUCUGGAUUUAUCUGAAAACAAAAUAAAUAAAUUACCAAGAGGGAUGGGAUUUUUAAUACGAUUAGUUGAUUUAAAUUUAAGCCAUAAUGUACUAACAUCUUUACCUCUAGACAUUGUUAAUCUUCGAGAUCUAACAAAAUUGGACAUUUCUUAUAAUAAUUUGAAAUUAUUACCGGAAAUGGGUGAAUUGAGAAGUUUAGAAUAUUUAUAUGCAAAUAAUAAUAAUCUCAUUAAAAUACCAAGUAUGACAGGAUGUAAUAAUUUGAAAGAAUGCUAUUUUGGAUUUAAUGAGAUUGAGGCUCUACAUUCAGAUAUGUAUCAUGACAUGAGAAGUGUAAAAAUAUUAGAUUUACCAAAUAAUAAACUUGAAGAAAUUCCUGAGGGUAUUUCAGUCAUGCAAAAUUUAAUACGAUUAAAUUUGCAAAACAAUUCUUUAAUUUAUUUACCAAAUACAUUAUGUUUGCUACCCCAUUUGCAAACGUUAACUGUAGAUGGAAAUAAGUUUCGUACUCUGAGACGUGAUAUUAUACAAUGUGGUACCUCAAGAAUAUUAAAAUUUUUACGUGAAAGAUAUGAUAGUGAUAUGGAACAGUUAAAAAAUUUUAAAGAUAUUGAAAGAAAGCAAGAAGUCGUUCCUGGAGAUUCCAGUAUCUUUCCAGACAGGUACAGCAUGAAAAUAUCGCGAUCGUUAAACAUAGCAAAUAAGGAAUUGAGUUAUGUACCCGAUUCAGUAUUUGAAGAUUUUGCUCAAGUUCAAGCGGAUACUAUUGAUAUUUGUAAAAAUGAUUUAACACAAGUACCUAAUGGUAUUGGAUUGACCAAAGACACAUUAGUAUUAUUAAAUUUAAGUGCCAAUAAAAUUACUGAAUUACCAGACUUUUUAAGUGAGUGUAUCCACUUGAAAUAUAUAAAUUUAAGUAAAAAUUUAAUUACUGAGAUACCUUCAAGUUACAGCAACCUAAAACAACUUCGUGAAUUAAAUUUAUCAAAUAAUAGAUUUCAAGAAAUUUCCAAAGCAAUUUACGGAAUUGAAAGAUUAGAAAUAUUAAAUUUGAGUAAUAAUCAAAUUACUAGUAUUGAUGCAGAAUCUUUGCAAGCACUAAAAAAUUUAGCUAUCUUGGAUUUAAUGAAUAAUAGUAUUACUCAUGUACCACCUAUCUUAGGCCAUAUGAAACAAUUAAGAGCUUUAGAAUUAGUAGGAAAUAGUUUUCGACAACCGUCACACGCUGUGCUUCAAAAAGGAACUGAAUCUUUACUAGCGUAUUUGCGUGAUAAAAUUCCUACUUAAAUAAAAACAUUUAAUUAGUUAGUGAGUAAUAUUUAUGUUGUCCAUGCCAUUUUGUUUAAAGAUACAUUAUUGUUUUCUUUUUUUAAUAUUAUUUUAUUGUUUUGUGCUUAGUUCAAGCUUUAAGUUAUUUUUUUUAAAAUUUACCAAAAAUAU
Chrysoperla carnea is the source of this 2316-nucleotide messenger RNA. RefSeq names its product leucine-rich repeat-containing protein 40-like. Lineage: Eukaryota; Metazoa; Arthropoda; Insecta; Neuroptera; Chrysopidae. Gene Ontology annotation, molecular function: protein binding. The transcript is spliced from 12 exons. The record is from RefSeq and is a predicted model, not a curated record. The coding region runs from base 235 to 2163 and encodes 642 amino acids.